Molecule: messenger RNA, 309 nt
Organism: Penicillium canariense
Lineage: Eukaryota; Fungi; Ascomycota; Eurotiomycetes; Eurotiales; Aspergillaceae
Product: Major facilitator superfamily domain general substrate transporter
Exons: 2
Coding region: 1-309 (102 amino acids)
Source: RefSeq, a predicted model, not a curated record
AUGCAAACUGUGGCAGAUCUGAUGCUGGUAAACAUAUUAAGCUGCAUCGUCGGUGCCCUAGCGGAAAUUCCGGUUCAAAUGACCGUGGCGGAUGUGUUCUUCGUGCACGAGAGUCACGACAGUCGGAGUUACGCUGGCACCACUGGCUGGUGGAUACAUUACCCUUUCCAAGGUUGGUGUUGGGUGUGGUGGUGGAUGGCCAUUUUGUUUGGAGCUGGACUGGUCGCCUUUAUCUUCCUCUACGAGGAGACCAUGUUCUGUGUGCCAUCUAUCGAGGUGGUUCCUGUUACCGAUAAGCUGACACCAUAG